ACCACGCCACGACAUAGUACAUGUCCGUGUGUGCAGUCAACGGUGCAAAUCUCAUAAAAACAGCCCGUGUUCAUGGCGUGUACAAUGCUGUAGAACACGUUCACAGCCGUAUCCAGACCCGGGAACCGUGAUUCCACGGGUACAACGCGCGUUGGUCCAAAUCGAACAAACCCUGUCACUAACAAAACACCAGCUGCGCAGCAGUUUCGAAACGCCGCAAAAACAGGGUCAUGGCUGUCAGCUGCUCGGAGCGAAUCUUCCUGAAAUGUUAUCAAUAGCGUCGCGCCGGCGAAGGCAUCUUAACGCAGGUGUGUCGCUCGCUGUCGUGUUUAUGGCAAGCACGUGGUUUCGGCGUCGUCGUGGCUGUGCUAUGACCCAACGGAGCACAUCGUCGUCGAGCGCCGUCACGCACAGCUGCGCCCGCAUCUCCGUGGUCUGAAGUACCGUUACCACACCACGUGGAGUGCUUACACUACAUCUACUUCUGCGACGGGGCGCCGAUAGCGUGCGCGCGUUGUUCGUAAUGGCCUGGCUGGCGCUUCGAGGCAGCGGACGAAUGGUGGUUGUCCUAGCCGCCGCCGUCUCGCUGCUCGUGCUGAUCUACGUGGCGCGGAUAAGGACUUCGCGACCCGCCCUGGUGAGUCUCAGGAGGCUGCUGGACGCCGGCGUGGCCGCUGCUGAAGCGGGAGGCGACGAAGUGCGACGCGUGCGCCUCAGCAACCGCCUCGCGCAGCAGAGCAAGGGCAAGACGCGCGAAGGCGCCAACGACCCGCUCACGGCGGGAGACCUCAGCUCCCACCGCGUCAUGUACGGAGGCCUGUCGGCCACUUUUCCGGGACUCUCGAUAAUCUCCGAGGAGCACGCUGAAGGAGACCGCGAUGCAGCUGCUAACCUGCUGUCCAGAGUGCACACUCUGGGAGGCCCAAUUGGUGACGAUGUCCUUGUUCCAGCAGAGGCCAUCACGAUAUGGAUUGAUCCUCUGGACGCCACUCAGGAAUACACGGAAAACCUCCUGGACUAUGUCACCACUAUGGUCUGUGUGGCAGUGCACGGCUCUCCGGUGAUUGGCGUCAUACACCAGCCCUUCCUUAACAAGACAACGUGGGGCUGGGUUGGCCACGGCAGCAACGUCAAUUCGCCCGCCCAGCGCGAUGCAUCCGAGGCUCGCACGAUUGUGGUGUCGCGAUCGCAUCCCGGCGAGGUACAGGCCCUGGCCAAGAAGGCCUUUGGCUCGGAGGCCAAAGUAGUGCCAGCUGGAGGCGCAGGCUACAAGGUGUUGCAGCUCGUAGAAGGUCACGCCGAUGCAUACUUGCACAGCAGCGCCAUCAAGAAGUGGGACGUCUGCGCGGGAAACGCCCUGCUCGCCUCGCUGGGAGGUCACAUGACUGCACUCGAAGGCACGCCCCUGAGCUACAGCGUAGAGUCCACGCCAGUACACCUGGGUGGCCUCCUGGCUGCCCUAAACAACCACGCACAAAUGCUGGACUCGGUGCGCAAAGCCCAUGCAAAGGCUUGAGGCAGACACCAGAACAUCGAGCAAGCUGGUAGGCAGCUGGUCUGCUGCCGGUGGGAAAUGCCGUACGUCGAAUUUCGUACAAGAUUGGACUGGAGAGUAAUUUAGUUAAGCAGAAUACAUAGCGCAGAAACAAGCACAGGACAAGAAGACGACAGGACAGGUGCUAAUUUCAACAAAACUUUUGUUGCAGAUUGUGUGCAUAUACUAGAAUCAAGAAUACACUUAAACCUCAAUAUAACGAACCCAGACAUAACAAAUUAUCGGUUAUAACUAAGUAAAUAAAAACUAGUCUUGCAGUACUGUGUUAUAUAUACAUUUAUAACAAAUUUCCGAACUUAGGAAACUGGUAUUCGUGUAAGAUGCAACUUUGUUAUGAAGAAGUUUCAGGGUAUAUGAAACUGCCAGAAAAAUUUAAAAAUUGGCAGACCCCACGUACAGUGGAAA
This is a messenger RNA of Rhipicephalus microplus (southern cattle tick), 1960 nucleotides long. Its product is annotated as inositol monophosphatase 3. The record is from RefSeq and is a predicted model, not a curated record. Gene Ontology annotation, molecular function: 3'-nucleotidase activity. Gene Ontology annotation, biological process: phosphatidylinositol phosphate biosynthetic process. Gene Ontology annotation, cellular component: endomembrane system. Lineage: Eukaryota; Metazoa; Arthropoda; Arachnida; Ixodida; Ixodidae.